CGUAAUUGGGAUCCAUAAUUUCACUCAAUGAAAAAUCCAUUUUCCUGAUUCACCUUUGCUCUUCAUAGGCCUCUCUCUGCUCACACACUGUACGUCGUAUGACAGAUAGGCUAAUAAACUGGUUUGUACAGUUUAUAUACAUGUUUUUCCAUGUUUAUUAAAAUAAAAUUUUCCGAUUUAUAAACCAUUUUGGAGCCUCCGUGGUUGAUAGGAAAAUGGGUAUUUGUUAUCUCCUUCAAUGAUGUCUAAAACCUGAACUGAACACUAGGUGAAUCAAAGCUAAAUAUGCUCUUCGAUGGUGGGCUUUUGAGUUGAAGUAUUUUGGGAAGGUUAUUUGAAUCCUCAUAAUUUUUUCUCUUGAUCUGGCCAGAUUUUAAGGUCUCAGAGCCAAUAGCAAAUCCUGCAGUUUCAAUUUCUUGUUGCUUUGUGGGUUUCUAGAUUCAGCCCCAUCAAUUCAUUAGCUGGGGUUUGUGACAGAUGAGGAUUUCAUCUAUGUUGGAAGUGAUUGGAAGAAAGAUGUAGUGAAAAUUCUUGAGAGCUUUAUGAAUUCGGUAAUUCUAACCUGAAGGAUCUGAAUAAUGCAAGAUGGAUGGUGGUAAUAAGACCAUAGUUUGGUUUAGAAGGGACCUGAGGAUUGAGGAUAAUCCUGCUUUAGUUGCUGCUGCAAGGGAUGGUUGUGUCUUUCCUGUGUAUAUUUGGUGUCCUAAAGAGGAAGGGCAAUUCUAUCCCGGUAGAGUUUCGAGAUGGUGGUUGAAACAGUCUCUUGCUCACUUGGAUCAGUCCUUGAAAUCACUUGGGGCUGAACUUGUGCUGAUUAAAACCGAAAGUACUUUCGAUGCUCUCUUGGAGUGUAUCAACGCCACUGGAGCAACAAAAGUAGUCUUUAACCAUCUUUAUGAUCCUGUUUCACUUGUUCGUGAUCACAGCGUCAAAAAAAAACUUGUGGAGUUAGGCAUUUCGGUGCAGAGCUUUAAUGCAGAUUUGUUGUUCGAGCCAUGGGAAAUUUAUGAUGAACAAGGAAAUGCAUAUACAAACUUUGAGUCUUAUUGGAAUAAGUGCUUGGACAUGCCAAUGGAACCUACUUCAUUUCUUCCUCCAUGGAAAUUGUUACCAGCAGCAGCAGCAGCAGGAAGAAUCAAAAAAAGUUCAAUUGAUGAUUUGAAUCUCGAAAAUGAAUCAGAAAAAUCAAGUAAUGCCCUUUUAGGAAGAUCAUGGUCUCCAGGUUGGAGCAAUGCUGAUAAAGUCUUAACUGAAUUUAUUGAGGUGCACCUUGUUGAAUAUUCAAAUAAUAGGCUAAAGGUUGGAGGAAACUCCACAUCACUUCUGUCUCCAUAUCUUCAUUUCGGAGAACUGAGUGUGAGGAAGGUUUUCCAGUGUGCUCGAACAAAACAGAUUCUGUGGGUUAAAGAAGGGAACUCUGUAGGGCAAGAAAGUGUUACUCUUUUUCUCAGGGCCCUCGGGCUUAGAGAAUACUCUCGUUACCUUUGUUUCAACUUCCCGUUCACCCACGAGAGGUCGUUGUUGAUCAACUUGAAAUUUUUCCCAUGGCAAGCCAACCAGGCACGUUUUAAGGCUUGGAGACAGGGAAAAACUGGCUACCCUUUGGUUGAUGCAGGAAUGAGAGAGCUUUGGGCGACCGGGUGGAUACACAACAGAAUUAGAGUCAUUGUUUCAAGUUUUGCGGUGAAGGUUUUGCUUCUACCUUGGAGAUGGGGAAUGAAGUAUUUCUGGGACACACUUUUGGAUGCAGACUUGGAAAGUGAUAUACUUGGUUGGCAGUAUAUCUCAGGAAGUUUACCGGAUGGCCACGAGCUUGAGCGUCUGGACAGUCCCGAGCUUCAAGGCUCAAAAUUUGAUCCAGAGGGAGAAUAUGUGAGGCAAUGGCUGCCUGAACUAGCACGAUUACCAACUGAGUGGAUCCAUCAUCCAUGGGACGCACCAGAAUCUGUGCUUAAAGCGUCAGGGGUCGAGUUGGGUUUCAACUAUCCAAAACCCAUUAUUGAUCUAGAUUCAGCAAGAGAACAUUUGACUGAGGCUAUAUUCAAGAUGUGGGAAAUGGAAGCAGCUUCAAAGGAUGGAAAAUCAAGUGGGAAAGAUGAAGUUGUUGUUGAUAACUCGGACCGGAUUGCAAAUCUGCCUGUUAAAAUGGUUGCCUUCAAGGAAGAAAAAGCUUUGCGAUGUCCUACCAAUUCAUCAAAUGAUCAGAUGGUGCCAACUUCACAAAAUCUGAAAACCAAUCCAAUUAACAGGAAGAGAUCAAAACAUGUGGAAGAGGAGAGAGACACGCCGAAUAAUUUGGGCAAUGUUGAUAAGGCCGGGACAUCAAGAGCAGAUAAAGAGUUGCGUUCAACAGCUGAAUCUUCAUCUGCUAAGAAGCAGACUACAAGCAGGGAUUCAUUUUCUGUCCCACAAUCAUGUUCAUUGACAAAAGGCAAGCCUUCUCAGGAGUGUGAAUCUUCCGAACUGCUGUGGCCGCAGCAACAACAGGUUGACGUGGAACAGAGUUCAACCGGAGAUGGAGCUAUGGAAGAUUAAUGUCUCUCUCAUCAAAAAAUUCACUGGCAAGAAUGUUGUUCUUCGACGAAAACGAUUAUUCUGCUUUUCAGUUCUGCAAUUUUGUGCAACUGCAUUUCCGGUAUGAUUAACUCGAAUUUGAUCUUUAGUAAUAACAUGUUUUCUGGGUAAUGAUAUGUUUCCUUCACUUUCCUUUAUAGUUAUGUCGGUAGGGUUUGAAAAUAUGAUAGUUUGAUGACAUUCUGGAAUUAGUUUGCCAUUUUCUUUUUAUGCAUGUAUAUACCACAAAUAUAUAAGUUCAUAUAUAUAUAUGGAUAGUGUUACAUUUACCAUGAAAUUCUACAAAGUAUCUUAACCUUACUUACAAUUUUC
Ziziphus jujuba (common jujube) is the source of this 2886-nucleotide messenger RNA. Its product is annotated as cryptochrome-1. The record is from RefSeq and is a predicted model, not a curated record. The coding region runs from base 586 to 2535 and encodes 649 amino acids. Lineage: Eukaryota; Viridiplantae; Streptophyta; Magnoliopsida; Rosales; Rhamnaceae. Gene Ontology annotation, biological process: entrainment of circadian clock by photoperiod; circadian regulation of gene expression; blue light signaling pathway. The transcript has 6 exons. Gene Ontology annotation, molecular function: FAD binding; DNA binding; blue light photoreceptor activity. Gene Ontology annotation, cellular component: cytoplasm; nucleus.